Molecule: messenger RNA, 2461 nt
Organism: Scylla paramamosain (green mud crab)
Lineage: Eukaryota; Metazoa; Arthropoda; Malacostraca; Decapoda; Portunidae
Exons: 2
Coding region: 106-1509 (467 amino acids)
Source: RefSeq, a predicted model, not a curated record
CUUGGGCGGUGGUUGUGUAGUGCGAAGCGUUGCAAUAUCUCUGGCCAGUGUUCGCUAGGUCGUCUUUGCAGCCCCCACGCCGACACCCGCCGCUCCACCCACGGUAUGAGCGCGCCCAUGCCGGCCUACUUAAAGUCCGCUUUUUCCUCUGGGGACGACUACAACGAUGACCUGGAUGCCGUGGCCCUUGACCUCAGCCAGUUUGAGCUCCGUGCCCCGUCCCGUCGUAGGAGCCGCCAGUGGUCCCAGUACUCUCCGCCCCCCUCCCCAUCACCUCCGCCCCUACCGUCUCCUCAGGGGGGGAAGCGCCAGGCACUCCCCACUAACUGGCUGCUAAAACCCCAAGACCCCCACAGUGGUCAGCCCUCCUCCCCUCCUCAACCAAAUCCUCCCCCAAUGGAAAGGCAAUUUACAAGAGAUAGUUUUCCUCCAGUAGCCAAUGACUACCCCCCUCCCCCAGCCACAGAUUUUCACCCCCGUUCACAGAGAGGGUACUCCCCACCCCCACCAAGAAACUACUCCCCACCUCCACCCAAUGACUACUUCCCUCACUCUCAUCUCCCUCCUGAUGACUAUCCUCCCUAUGUAAAUGACUAUCCUCCCCACCCAAAUGAUUACCCUCCCCACGUAAAUGAUUAUCCUCCCCACCCAAAUGACUACCCUCCUCAUCCAAAUUAUUAUCCUCCCCAUCCAGAUGAAUACCCUCCCCACUCAAAUGACUACCCUCCCCACCCAAAUGACUAUCCUCCCCAUCCAAAUGACUACCCUUCUCCCCAAAGAGGCUACCCUGCACCCCCACCAAGAGGUUACGUCGAUCACUUACCAAAUGACUACUUUCCUCCCCCAAAUGAUUACCCUCCCCCUGUAGACGACUACCCCCAACAGACCUGGAACUACAGCCGGGGCCCCCCCAUGGAGUACCCCCGCCACGCUCUUCCCCCAACGAGAGGUUACUUCCAAACACUCCCCGCCCACCGAGGCAACCCUUCCCAGUACAGAGACUACUCCCCGCCGCCACCGCCCCCAGCGUCAGCGCGAGGGCGUUCUCCCCCUAGAAUGGAGUACUCCCCACCCCCUAGACGCAGAGGACGCUCCCAGCCUGGUUCCCCCUCAUCCCAGCGCCGAGGAUUCUCUCCCCAGCCGCGAAGGAACACUGCCUAUUCCAAACACUCCCCUCUGCCCUCCCGUACUCGCUCCUCUCAAAGAAGAUCGACUUCAAAGCCACGACAUCCUUCUCCCUCCCCCCCACGCCCCUCCCGCACCAGAUCUUCUCACAGAAAAUCCUCCCCACAGCCUCGCCGCUCUUCUUCACCGGAGCCUAAAAACUCCCAGCAGAAGAAACCUGGGAUUCUGAAGAACAGCACAAAAAGCAGCGAGGCAAGCAGGAGCGCAACAAACAACCGCCCAAAGAAAGCCUCCAUACAGACGCAGAAGCAGAGACCCUACGUGCCUCCGCCGGAUUAUGACACAGAUCCCAAGGUCGCCUACCUCCCCUCACCUGACUACUGACGGAGGCCGGGGCGGUGAGGCUCCAACUGGAUUCUUGUGGAGUAAAAAACUACUUGGGUUUUUUUUUUUUCCUUUUUGUGUGAACUGUGAUUUUUGUGCGUGUGUACAUAGGGUAGAGAGUUGGAGGGAGGGUGUGAGGGUGUGGUGUUGUGCCUCAGUGUAGAGACUCUCAUUUAGCCUUGUUGGGAGAAAAAGUGUUGGGAGUCACGUGACAAUCUUGAAAAAUGCCCACUGUUAUGUUUACCUGUUGAUUAUGAAGCUAUAAAUAGAAUAGAUCAUGGUUUUCCAGAUGUUUUCACUAUCCUCAUCCUCCUCCUCCUCCUCCUCCUUUCCUUUUUUUUUUUCUUUCUAUUAGCCAGAUAUCAUGCAGUAUAAUCAAGCACAUGUGUAUAGUUGAUAUAUUAGAUAUUCUACGGACGAUGUUUGUAAUGUAUAAGAAUAUUUUAUAACCUCAAAAACUCUUUAAAUGGCGUGAGUCUUCUUCUCUUACCUACAUGCACUGGAAGAACUAACCAGAUGCACGUGUGUUCCAAGUCUCAGGGCUAUUUACACUACCGGUGGACUUAGGACCAUACUCUGAAACACUUCUGCCUGCACCUCACUACUUUCAAAAAACCUUUAGUUGAAGUCACGCGUGGUUUUAAGAUGUAUUUUUAUGGUUUUAGUGACAGACUGACAAGAUUUCUACAUUAAUCAUUAAUAGCAGAAGCACUCGUGAGAAUCCGGCUAAUUUUAUCUGGCCUUUGAAAAUAGUUGUGGUGAGAGAGCAAGGCGUUUCAGAAUGUAGGCCUUCACUUAUCUUAUCUAUGUGCCUUGUCUGUGACGUCACCGACCAUGGAACGCGAUCUCUUCCGCUUCCUGCCUCUUUCAAUAAGGAUCAUGUUCUGAAACACUUCUCCCUGUACUUCGAUUACUUUCAAAAUUCUCUAAUUAAAGUCACGUGAAUUUUUAA